AUGGCCGCCCCCACCAACACCAACCUCAACCUCAACGCCACAGGUAUAGACGAGCUGCUGGGUAGCACCGCUACAGAAGAUGAUGCAGCAGAAGACCUCAGCGGCAGCGGCACCAGCUUCUACCGUCCCUUCUCAGUGUUCUCCGUGUUGGCCCUGACCCUCCUGGCCAUGCUGGUGGUGGCCACGUUCGUCUGGAACCUGCUGGUCCUGGUCACCAUCCUGCGCGUGCGCACCUUCCACCGUGUGCCCCACAACUUGGUGGCCUCCAUGGCCAUCUCGGACGUGAUGGUGGCCGGCUUGGUCAUGCCGCUCAGCCUGGUGCACGAGCUCAACGGACGCCGCUGGAAGCUCGGCAGGCUACUCUGCCAGGCCUGGAUCUCCUUCGAUGUGCUGUGCUGCACGGCGAGCAUCUGGAACGUCACCGCCAUCGCCCUGGACCGCUACUGGUCCAUCACGCGACACCUGGAGUACACGCUCAAGACGCGCAAACGCAUCUCCAACGUGAUGAUCGCACUCACCUGGGUGCUGUCCUCCGUCAUCUCGCUUUCGCCGCUCUUCGGCUGGGGAGAGACCUACUCGGAGGAGCACCUGGAAUGCCAGGUGAGCCAGGACCCGUCCUACACCAUCUUCUCCACCUUCGGGGCUUUCUACCUGCCACUCUGCGUGGUGCUCUUCGUCUACUGGAAGAUCUAUAAGGCCGCCAAGUUCCGCAUCGGAUCACGGAAGACCAACACCAUCACGCCCAUGGCAGAAGAGGUGGAGGUGAAGGAGGCGGAGCGGCAGCCCCAGAUGGCCUUCGCGGCGCGCCACGCCACCGUGUCCUUCCAGGCGGACGGCGAGACGUGGCGCGAGCAGAAGGAGCGGCGGGCGGCCCUGAUGGUGGGCAUCCUGAUCGGCGUCUUCGUGCUGUGCUGGAUCCCAUUCUUCCUCACCGAGCUCGUCAUCCCGCUCUGCUCCUGCGACAUCCCGCCCAUCUGGAAGAGCGUCUUCCUCUGGCUCGGGUACUCCAACUCCUUCUUCAACCCGCUCAUCUACACGGCGUUCAACAAGAACUACAACAACGCUUUCCGCAACCUCUUCACCUGGCAACGCUGA
Molecule: messenger RNA, 1095 nt
Organism: Engraulis encrasicolus (European anchovy)
Lineage: Eukaryota; Metazoa; Chordata; Actinopteri; Clupeiformes; Engraulidae
Gene: htr5ab
Product: 5-hydroxytryptamine (serotonin) receptor 5A, genome duplicate b
Exons: 5
Coding region: 1-1095 (364 amino acids)
Biological process (GO): adenylate cyclase-inhibiting serotonin receptor signaling pathway; G protein-coupled receptor signaling pathway, coupled to cyclic nucleotide second messenger; chemical synaptic transmission
Cellular component (GO): dendrite; plasma membrane
Molecular function (GO): G protein-coupled serotonin receptor activity; neurotransmitter receptor activity; serotonin binding
Source: RefSeq, a predicted model, not a curated record